This is a messenger RNA of Daldinia loculata, 1443 nucleotides long. RefSeq names its product MFS transporter. Bases 1 to 1443 code for a protein of 480 amino acids. The record is from RefSeq and is a predicted model, not a curated record. Gene Ontology annotation, biological process: transmembrane transport. Gene Ontology annotation, molecular function: transmembrane transporter activity. NCBI's taxonomy places the organism in Eukaryota, Fungi, Ascomycota, Sordariomycetes, Xylariales, Hypoxylaceae. Gene Ontology annotation, cellular component: membrane. The transcript has 7 exons.
AUGGAGCAUUCUUCAAACGCGAGCAACGAGAAGAGCAAAGGACUCGACUAUAUCGAACAUGCUACAGAUGAAGUUUCAUUCGAAAGGGUCAAUGCGAAGGUAGACGACUUUGGUAGAAAUAUCAAUAGUGAUGUAGCGGAAAAGAGGCUCGUCAGGAAGUUAGAUCUGUAUAUUCUUCCUAUUCCUUGGUUCAUGCUCUUCUUCAACUUCCUAGAUCGAGAUGCGAUCGUGAAUGGCAAGCUCGACGGGUUGGACGAGCAGUUACAUAUGAAAGGAUAUCAGUAUAACACCUGUGUAGCGAUAUUUUCCGUGGGUUAUAUAGCCGGACAGGUCCCGUCUAAUAUGAUUAUAAACCGGGUUCGCCCGUCAUAUUUCAUGGCCGGGUUUAUGACAGCAUGGUCCAUCACGACUCUAUGUACGUUCUUAGUGCGCGACUACACGACGAUGUUGAUCGCACGCUUAGUACUUGGUUUCGUAGAAUCGCCGUUCUCUCCCGGGAUGCUAUAUAUGCUAAGCAUGUUCUACACGAGGAGAGAGAUUGCCACACGGAUAUCGAUAUUUCACACAGGCAACAUGGCAGCAAGUGCUUUUUCUGGGCUGGUCGCUGCCCCUAUCUUUACGAAAUUAGGGGGCGUCUGUGGUCUUGCUGGAUGGCAAUGGUUAUACAUCAUCCAGGGGUCGCUCUCGACAGUAGUUGCCAUAGUCGGGUUCUUUUUCUUGCCAGACAGCCCACUUAAGCAUCGGUGGCUGACUCCAGAAGAGCGACAGUUAGCCCAUGACCGUAUUAUUAAUGAUAACACAGAGAAGCGUGAAGGUACUAUGAGCGUUAUGAAAGGUUUUAAAGAAGCUGUGCUUGAUUAUAGAACCUGGUUGUUCUGUCUGGCGUUAAAUCUUCAUAUGUCUAGUCAUGGUUUUCGGAGCUUUCUACCAACUGUCGUCAAAAACCUCGGCUUGGACACCACGAUGGCCCUCGUUCUUACCUGCCCUCCCUAUGUCCUCGGUGCUCUGGUAUCGAUCGCCGUUUGCUGGUCUAGCGGUCGCUUUGACGAGCGAACAUGGCAUAUCACGCUCUCAACAGCAGUCGGUAUCAUCGGAUAUGUCAUCAGCGUGGCGACACUUAACACUACGACUCGCUAUGUGGGGAUCAUGAUCUUUGUGGGAGCUACCUACGGUGUAAAUAAUAUCAUCUUGGGGUGGACAAGCUCGAUCUUAGGCCAGUCAGACGAGAAAAAAGCUGUUGCUAUUGCUAUGUGCAAUAUGUUUGGUAAUAUUGCCUCGGUUUACACUCCUUACCUGUGGCCGGAUUCAGAUGCGCCGCAAUUUAUCAAGGCUAUGUCAGCAUCUAUUGGUUUCUCAGCAGGAGUCGUUAUCUGUGCUUGGCUAUUGCGAGCUGUGAUCAUGAGGACGAAUAAGAGGAUACGACAGGAUAGCUUAUUUUUCUAG